Messenger RNA from Saccostrea cuccullata (small rock oyster), 606 nucleotides. Its product is annotated as cerebellin-3-like. The transcript has 2 exons. The record is from RefSeq and is a predicted model, not a curated record. Bases 25 to 606 code for a protein of 193 amino acids. NCBI's taxonomy places the organism in Eukaryota, Metazoa, Mollusca, Bivalvia, Ostreida, Ostreidae. Gene Ontology annotation, molecular function: protein binding.
UCAAAGUGUUACUUACCAAACAAUAUGCUUCAAAUCAAUUUUUUUCUUAGUGUUUGUCUAGCUUUGGUGGUGACGGUAUGCUGCGGUUCUUCGGACUUGAGUGAACUUAAGGGGUAUAAUUUGUGUCUUAAAGAAAGACUAAAUGUUUUGGAGUCAAAAGUCGCAUCCACGUGCACUGAGCGAUCACAACCAUCUCAACAUGUGGCAUUUAUGGCGACUGCUUCACAAAAUAUCAAACCCACCAUUGGAACUCUCAUUUUUGACAAAGUUCUCACCAAUAAGGGAGGAGCCUACAACGGCAAGACUGGUAUCUUUACCGCCCCCGUACCCGGGUCAUACUUCUUCGUGGUCACUGUAAGCAUUCCAACCCCAUCCUCCGCAAAUGGCAAGGACUACGUACGGAUAAAUAUCAUGAAGAACGGCCAAAUCUCCGGGUACCUGUUCAUCGGAACUGAAGGUUUAUGGAUCAAAAGAUCGGAAAAUACGUUACUGGAGCUUUCAAAGGGAGACAAAGUAAACCUGAAUUUCAGAACCACAGGAAGUGGGUUUUCCCACAUUGCUGGAAACCAUUAUCACUCUCACUUCUCAGGAUUUUUAAUCAAUUGA